Molecule: messenger RNA, 6123 nt
Organism: Cephus cinctus (wheat stem sawfly)
Lineage: Eukaryota; Metazoa; Arthropoda; Insecta; Hymenoptera; Cephidae
Exons: 6
Coding region: 719-2233 (504 amino acids)
Source: RefSeq, a predicted model, not a curated record
GAAAUCAUGCAGCCGUUUACGACAGUUCGUAACAGUUCGCAGGUAAACGCGGAACGUGCAGGUGCUUCCGGAGUUUUAAGAGAAGUAGCGUGAAGUAUUUCUUUUGCAAUCCCUUUUUCUCCUAAUCGGCAUCGAAUUACGUGUUCCGCGCUAAAGGGUUCCCGUGAGGAUACCUGAUCCCGGCGGAAGCUUAUCCACGUAGGGAAGCCUGUGAAAUAGUAGGACGAUAGAAGAGGACCUCUCAGUCGUUCACAGUACCUGAGUACGCUAGGUACAUGGGAGAGAUAGAGUGCGUGUUGCUCAAUGCAUUUAGAUUUAUAUCAGUGAUUCUUUAUGUAUACCAAUGAUCAUUGUGACGAUCAGAAAUUAUACGACGUAAAAGAGAAUUUAGAACGCACCUAGUGGCGUUAUAGGAUAUUCUCACGGGUUGUUACGACAAAUUGUGUUUUUUAUCGAUAGUAGGAGGCGCAAGGGUCUUAAAGGACAGAGCAGUGGUCCGUAUCCCGGCGAUUGGAGGUCCAAUUUUGUAUCAGAAGGGAGAUAAAAAAAAAAGUGGACACUGUAAGUGGACGAUGCUGUCAAUAAAGGACGAUCGUCGUGCGUCGUUUUAUAAAUUUUAUUAACGACUUUCCCUUGGGAUUACGUGAAUCUGUUGUGUAGUGAGUUUAUAAGUGUGUUACUGUGUUACGCGAAGAAGAAGUAGGCUGAAUAAACGGCAAUGACGGAUCUAUUGAUCGGGAUAGCCGGCAACGGGUUCCCGGGCCCGGGUCCCACCGUUGCUAACGGGAAUGUCGUCUUCAGGAAUCCGCCGACUGGAUCGGCUGGAAUUUAUAGGAAUUCAGAGAUGAGACAUUCGAGGAGCGAGGAUCUCCUGGGAACAACUACAAGGACGCCGAGUCCAUUAUUAACAACUGCAUCCGAGGAUGACCUGGUGGCUGCAACUGCACUUCGUGAUUGCAGUCCGUGCAGUCCAUGUCCUCCGUGUCCUUUGCCAUCCAGGUCGGCUGGAUCACCUGGAGCUUUAGCAGAUCACAUUGAUCCUGGGGAUUCGAUCAGAGAUAUCGUAACCGAAAAUGAUCUUUACAGAUUCGUCCUGUUCAAGAGGCAUUACGACAAAUACGUCGCUCUAGCAGCAAGAUACGAAGAGGCACGUGGAAUAGCCUAUUACCUUGAGGAAAGAUAUCACGAAGUCAAGGCCGAGAGGAAUAAGAUAGAAGCAGCUAGGCAGGCCCUGGAGAAGAGGCUGGAAGGAUGCGAGGCUGAACUGCGCGAUAAGGAAGAGGAGCUGUUCAUCCAAUUGGAAAGGAGCCUUCGUCUAGAAGACGAGGCAGAGCGUGUACGUGCUGAUCGUGAUGCCUGUAUAGCCGCCCGGGACCGUCUCGAAUGCGAGCGCGCUGCUGCACUUCGUCAGCUGCAACUGCAGGCGUCGCAGAAUGAAAUAACCAGGAGGUCGCUUGAACGAGCACGGCAGGACGUUGUGCGACAGGCCACGGUGAUUCGAGCCGAGCGCGAUGCCCUGGAACGGGAGAACGAGAUACUGAAGGAGAGAUUGAGAGCCGAGCAGGGAGAGCUGGGAGCUGAACGUCGUCGUCGGGAGGAAGGUGUGGCGGCCCUUAGUCAUGAAGCAACUACCCUGAGACACGCCGCACGUCAUCUCAGAGCUGCUACGCUACAUGCAACAUCCUGCCGACGUAGACGACGCUGUUCCGUAUGUCUAUACGCCAAGCGCACCUUUGGGGAAGUCGACGAGAUACGGGACGAGAGUCGAAUAUCUCUUUUCAGUGGGAAGCUCUUCAAGUGCCUUCAAGCACCUUUACAGGAUUUGCGCACCUGGUUGCGUCCGAGUACGCCAGCAGCUUUACCACCCUUACGAACCAGUUCACCCUUGGAACAUGGUAUCAGCUACAUAGAUGAUUCUAGCAGCAGCUCCGAGGACGAGGCCUUUCCCAGCACUCCGGUUGCCGAAGUUUCUUUAUCCUCAGCCAACUCUAGUGCUCCACCAACUGCUAGAGCAUUUUCAUCAGACUCCGGAUUCUCAUCCGAGACUGGAGAUCGCAGAUCAAGAUCUUACGAGGGUGGUGGAAGCAGCAGAAAAAUCAGCGAAUCAUCAAGCAGCGAACUGGAUGGCUCCAGAGCAGGCGGCUUCACUCGCUCCAGAUGGACAUCAUCCUUUCGUAAGCUACUCGGUCGUAAAUCCAAAGCCAAGUCCACCACUGCCAAUCAGUCGUCCUAAAUGGCCUUUGCGUUUAGAACGCCUGUUUACUCUUUAAUUGAUACUCCCCUCAUCCACGUUAUUAUAUAAUGGGAAAAACAAAGUGCUCGAUUAUAAGGUUUAAAGUGCUCAAAAUGUAAAUUCAUUAUCGUCAUUGACUCGCAGGUAGACUCGCACGGAUUACGAUAAUCUGAGAAAACGAGCUGCAAUAGGAUUUGAAAACUCAAAGGCGAAUUCUCAAUCAAUGCGAAUCGCCCAUAACGGUUUACAAUAGUUCUACUCCAAGGUUAUUGAUCAUCUCUUUCCUAUUAAUAUACAGAUGCAGGAAUUUCUUGAGCAGAUAAUUAACAGAGAGCAAUCAAUACAUGCUGCUUGUAAAAGAAUUUUUUCAAUAUGUUUCGUUCACUUGUCAAAAAUAACUGUGAUACGAAAAACUUUUGUAUGCCCGUUAAAGGGGCAAGUACGUAUCUGCUCUCUGCGUAUUCUGUUUUCAAAUUUCAACGUAGUCAAUUCCUCGUACGAGAUACGUAAAUGGGAUAUAACAGUAAUGCCAAAUCAGUUUGGAUAGAACAUUAAUGCGGUCGUACAAUUUUUUUUAUCUACAACUCGUAGAAAACUAUUCCACUAUUUUUUUUGUUUAUUGCAUUAAACUAACAGUUCCUCGUUAUCUUUUUUCUUGCUGCAAGAAACGUCGUACAGACGUCCUACGUAACCCUCGCAUAUUUAAUUCAUCAUUUUAUUUUGUUUAAGGUCGAUUUCAAUUUAAGCUUCAGAUUUAUGUAUGAGCAUAUAUUUUUUUUUGAGUUUUGGCAGAAUAUACUUCAAAGUUUCAUAAAAUAACGUCGCUUGUUAUUUCUCAGGCUUAUCAAACAAUAGAAGACCAAAUUACUGCCAAUUUUAAGAUUAUAGGUAUAUAUAUAUAACUCUUCAUAGUAGAAACGAACUUUAGGCAGGAACAGUUCUUGAACUGUAAAUUCACGUCCAUUUUACGCUGUUAAAAAUCAUCUGUCUCAUUAAAAGCACAGAUCAUCCGUUCCAAUUGAGUUAAACGCAGGAAUUGAAAUUUGAAGUAUUACUUUUUUAAGAGUAAACGUAUUUUUUGGGGGAAUAUUCGCCAAAGGGAAUGUGAAUCACUGUACGUACGGUAUAUACAGGCAAAUUAUGUUAAAUGAUCUUAAGUCUUAAAAAAUCUUUUCAAAAAAAUUCGGUGGUAAUGGCCGUUAUUGUUAUAUCAGAAGUACAAAGGAUUCGUGUAUUUUUAAAUAUUUUCUUUACCACGAAUAUCUGAAGGAUGACUUAAUUAUAGAUUUUACAUUCAGAUAUUUACGCAAAAAUGGCGCAAUAGUCACCAUCAGUGGUACUUAAAACAGUAUUCUGAGUUUAUUGUUCUUUCAAAUAUUAAUCUUAUCAUAGUUCUUAUCAGUUUCAUACGAAAACUAAUAUAUUUUUUUUAUUUUUUGUCACGUACAUUCUAUCCAAUAUGCAUAUACCAUAAUUGAUUAUGGUUGAAUUUCGUUUUCAAAAAAUACUUAACGACAGACAUAUUCAAGAAUAAUGGAAUAUGGGUGGAACAUCAUAUUUGCAGAAAAUCCUUCUUCGAGGAUAAAAAAAGAAGCACGAACCCUCAAAAUAUUAUCUAUUUUGUAAUUACCCUGUAAUUCUUUUCAUUAUUCCAAGUACAAGACUGUUUUCUUAAGUAUAAAUAACGGAUUUGAGCCACGACAUACUUAAUAGCGUUAAAGUUGACAGAGGAACACGUAACAUUGUUGUUCUUUUUAGUUUUUUUAUUUUCUUGAUACUUGACUGUAACGUGCUGUCCCCACGUAUUAUACAAAAUAUUUCUAACCGAUGGACUAAUGCUGAAAACGUGUAUUGACAGGUGCUUCUUAUAAUAAUUUUGUGACUUGAUUUAAUUGGUGUUAUUAACAAAAUAAGUGAUUUGAUAUUAUUUACGUUCUUGAGAUGCUAACUUGUAUUUAUUAAAAGAAGUUAACUAACAUAUUCUUAACAAAGAAAAGAAGUGUCUCUUUUUUGUGUGUUGUUUUAAUUGCUUCUCUUGAAUUCUUAACAAAAACACGUUUGGAGGAAAACGCAUUUAUUAGUAGGAUAUUCUAGAACACUUUGUAAUACGUUUUAUCGUGCCUUAGUGUGAUUGGUAUAGUCACUUGUUAUACAUUCCAUUGUGUGUUGGUAUUUUUUUUGUGUCUUUCAUCUUGUUACUGUUUUCUUUUAAUGUAUUGAAACAUUUUGCUAAGUACUCUCGCACAGAAAUGCGCGCCUAUACUUGCCUUGAUUAUUGAUGAUUGCUGUGAAACUUCUAUAAAGUGAUGGUUAGGUCUUGCACGUUUUACGCCAUUUUUCUGCAACGACAGAAUCUGCUUUUCCUGCUGUUGCAGUCGAAUGGACGAUAUUUCUGAAAAUUGUGUAUUCACUGAGGGUCACAAAAUUUCCAAUGUCAGAUUGCUUAUUGAAUACUUUAAAAUAUUAGAAAUUAACUGAGAUCACAACGGUUCCAGCAGUCGUUAAUCAUUUUGUGUGUUGUUCAAGUUUUGUUAAAUCUUUCCUAAAACAAAGUAAUGUAAAACGUUUAAAUAUUUGUUCAAGUUAUACAGCCAAAGUUAUAUUAAAUUUAUAAACGAAACGAGUAUCGUGUAUUGUAAACUAAUUAAUGUUGGAUACGUGUAGUUUCUCGAGACCAUGAUAAAUCUAAACCGAAUGUUACCUGUAGAAACUUGAAAUCGUUAAUAUUCAAAAUUGUGAAAAAUUGUUACUAGCCGAGUAAAUCAGAUUAAUCAUUCAGUAAUUAUAAAGUUUAUUGGUAGAAAUCUUUCAAGAGCCAGCAAGGUUAUAACCGUUUUCUUAAACCUUGCCAAGUUACAGUUUUAUUAAUUGACGUAUCAUAAAUGCAUUACAGAAAAGCAUAGUAAGUUAUUUAUAUCCAGUAUGGUUUAGAAUAAUCAUAAUUAAUUAAGAAAUAUUAUACCUGUUAAAUAUACAAUUUUUUUUAUCCGUUUAAGUCAUAAAACAUUCGUUAAAAGUAGUGUGCGUACAUACAAUUUCGUAUGUAAGAUACGUAGCUGGUAAUAAUCGUGAGAAGAGAAACAAAAAAGAAAUCCUACAAUUAUUCAAUACCGCGUACGUCGCUACGAAUUACUCUGCAUUCCAUCACAAUAUCAUAUCUUGUGUCGAUCAAACAAUUUCUCGUUGUACUGUCAUUCCUGCUCAACUCUCAUUUUGUACGACAUACAUUAAUUGCGUACGGCAAUGUCAUAAACAUCACAGUUAACUAAUAGGACGUAGUAAUCACCUGUAGUUAUAAAAAAAGAUUAUGCGAAACUUGAAACGAGAAUACACCGAUAACACAGUCAAUUGACAGGUUCGCUACAAUGGUGCAUAAAUAUUACCCAAAUACAGUAUAACAAUAAUAUAGUAUAAAGAAGAUCGUAUAACGGAAUGAUUAGAAGAAGAAAAAAAAACAAGUUCGAAUUUCCUAACAGAGUACAGACACUUUGCGAGCGUUAAAAUUCAGAGUGUCCAUUAACUUAAGAUAUCCGUAUAUUGUGUAAUGUAUUUGCUUUGUCAUAUUUGUGUGAAAUUGUAGCAGGGCACACCUCUGCCUCCCUCUUCUAGGACGAGGGUGAAUCCAGAGGACUGACUCCCGGUUCACAUUUAAACACGAAUACAAUUAUUAUUUUCGUUUCGACGUUCACGACGCGAUUGCAACUACCAACGCUGUAUAUAUAUUACAGCACGAAGCGUUUACGAUAGUGAGGAUUAUUACACCUAACGUUACUGUUUCAAACAGAUAGUAUUGUUAUAUGAACAUUGUUGUAAAAUGUGUGUGCAAACCUGAGAACCUUAUCGCAUUCCAUACGAGUAUUGUAAUACAAAAAAUAAAGGAUAAACAAUAA